GAGAUGCCUUCGCCGUUCGCCACAAAUACUCCCCGGAGAGCGAGUACUUACUGGCUCGCCAUAUGGCACCAACAGCAAAACAGCGAAACAGUGCAGAGACAAGCUACAACAACCUACCCUAACAGGCCAUUCCUUCCACUGCACUUCAUUCGAUCCUGAGCUAUAGCUGGCUGCCUGAGCUCGCUCCAAGAAGUGUAUCUAUAGUAUAGACACUAGGCUUCGUGUGGCGUGCUCGAGAUAUGCUUGCAGUGUCGCCGUCGCCGGUGCGGUGUGCCGAUGCGGAGGAGUGCGGCGGAGGAGGCGCCAGCAAGGAAAUGGAGGAGACCGCCGUCGGGCCUGUGUCCGACUCGGACCUGGAUUUCGACUUCACGGUCGACGACAUAGACUUCGGGGACUUCUUCCUCAGGCUAGACGACGGGGAUGACGCGCUGCCGGGCCUCGAGGUCGACCCUGCCGAGAUCGUCUUCGCUGACUUCGAGGCAAUCGCCACCGCCGGCGGCGAUGGCGGCGUCACGGACCAGGAGGUGCCCAGUGUCCUGCCCUUUGCGGACGCGGCGCACAUAGGCGCCGUGGAUCCGUGUUGUGGUGUCCUUGGCGAGGACAACGACGCAGCGUGCGCAGACGUGGAAGAAGGGAAAGGGGAGUGCGACCAUGCCGACGAGGUAGCAGCCGCCGGUAAUAAUAAUAGCGACUCCGGUGAGGCCGGCUGUGGAGGAGCCUUUGCCGGCGAAAAAUCACCGUCGUCGACGGCAUCGUCGUCGCAGGAGGCUGAGAGCCGGCGCAAGGUGUCCAAGAAGCACUCCCAAGGGAAGAAGAAAGCAAAGGUGGAUUGGACGCCGGAGCUUCACCGGAGAUUCGUUCAGGCGGUGGAGGAGCUGGGCAUCGACAAGGCGGUGCCGUCCAGGAUCCUCGAGAUCAUGGGGAUCGACUCCCUCACGCGGCAUAACAUAGCCAGCCAUCUGCAGAAGUACCGUUCCCACAGGAAGCACAUGCUUGCGAGGGAGGUGGAGGCAGCGACGUGGACGACGCACCGGCGGCCGAUGUACGCUGCCCCCAGCGGCGCCGUGAAGAGGCCCGACUCUAACGCGUGGACCGUGCCGACCAUCGGUUUCCCUCCGCCGGCGGGGACCCCUCCUCGUCCGGUGCAGCACUUCGGGAGGCCACUGCACGUCUGGGGCCAUCCGAGUCCGACGCCAGCGGUGGAGUCACCCCGGGUGCCAAUGUGGCCUCGGCAUCUCGCCCCCCGCGCCCCGCCGCCGCCGCCGUGGGCUCCGCCACCGCCAGCUGACCCGGCGUCGUUCUGGCACCAUGCUUACAUGAGGCAGGGGCCUGCUGCCCAUAUGCCAGACCAGGUGGCGGUGACUCCAUGCGUGGCAGUGCCAAUGGCAGCAGCGCGUUUCCCUGCUCCACACGUGAGGGGUUCUUUGCCAUGGCCACCUCCGAUGUACAGACCUCUCGUUCCUCCAGCACUCGCAGGCAAGAGCCAGCAAGACGCGCUGUUUCAGCUACAGAUACAGCCAUCAAGCGAGAGCAUAGAUGCAGCAAUAGGUGAUGUCUUAACGAAGCCGUGGCUGCCGCUGCCCCUCGGACUGAAGCCCCCUUCGGUAGACAGUGUCAUGGGCGAGCUGCAGAGGCAAGGCGUAGCGAAUGUGCCGCAAGCUUGUGGAUGAUCCCCGGGGCUGCAUAGCUGCUAGCUCGUCCCUGCACGCAGUGCAACAAAAGGAAUUUGUCGACAUGCCUUUUAUGUUUUGAAUUCCCGUGAACCGUUUAUGGAGCACUCUCAACUCGUUCAGGGUCAGAUGAACAGAACAUUAUAGGAGUACAUUCUUUGAGGUUUCAGGUUUGAGGGAAAUCAACCUGAGUGCAUCCAAGUACAGUGUACUGCCACAGUGCCACGUCGGAAAAUGAAGUCUUGACCCGAAUAACAAGUAUUCCCUCGGGUUAUUUGUCG
Messenger RNA from Zea mays, 1951 nucleotides. Its product is annotated as G2-like 1. Gene Ontology annotation, biological process: positive regulation of DNA-templated transcription. The record is from RefSeq and is a predicted model, not a curated record. Gene Ontology annotation, molecular function: DNA-binding transcription factor activity; transcription cis-regulatory region binding. Bases 240 to 1670 code for a protein of 476 amino acids. Lineage: Eukaryota; Viridiplantae; Streptophyta; Magnoliopsida; Poales; Poaceae. The transcript is spliced from 6 exons. Gene Ontology annotation, cellular component: nucleus.